UGACAGCUAAAUAUCAAGGCAGUCACCGCCUCGCGCCCUGCCUCCAACCCCCACAGCUAAGACAAACAGUUGGGCUCAAAGAAUGCCUCUGUUAUCGUAAGUUUCUAUCUCGCUCAUGGCCGGCCCUCAUUUUCUCUCUUUUUUAAUUCCAGAGUCUCCUCCACCUCCCUACUCCAGAUACCCCAUGGAUUUUCUCAAGCCAACUGCAGACUGUCCAGACGCUGUGCCUUCCUCCGCUGAGACAGGGGGAACGAAUUACCUGGCCCCUGGGGGGCUGUCAGAUUCCCAGCUCCUCCUGGAGUCCGGGGCUCAGUCGCACUGGUGCGUGGUGGCGUACUGGGAGGAGAAGACCCGCGUGGGGCGGCUCUACUGUGUCCAGGAGCCCUCCCUGGACAUCUUCUAUGACCUACCUCAGGGCAACGGCUUCUGCCUGGGCCAGCUCAGCGCCGGCAGCCGGAGCCAGCUGGUGCGGAAGGUGCGCAGCCGCAUCGGCUGCGGCAUCCAGCUGUCGCGGGAGGCGGAUGGCGUGUGGGUGUACAACCGCAGCAGCUACCCCGUCUUCGUCAAGUCCGCCACGCUGGACAACCCCGACUCGCGCACGCUGCUGGUGCACAAGGUGUUCCCCGGCUUCUCCAUCAAGGCCUUUGACUAUGAGAAGGCCUGCAGCCUGCGGCGGCCCAACGACCACGAGUUCACGCAGCAGCCGUGGACGGGCUCCACGGUGCAGAUCAGCUUCGUGAAGGGCUGGGGCCAGUGCUACACGCGCCAGUUCAUCAGCAGCUGCCCGUGCUGGCUGGAGGUCAUCGUCAGUGGCCGGUAGCGGGCAGCCGCGUGGCCGGGCGGCCGCACCCACCUCCCUUGCUGCUAGCGCCCCCGCGCCCGUGCUCCACGCAGACUCUGGCCGGUUCUGUUUGUUUCCUCCUCGUCUUCUGUGUUGUUUUGUCCUUUGAGAAAUAGCUUAUGAGAAGGAUUUGGGGGCCCUAGGGGGUGGGGUGUGGCUGGUGGAACAGCCCGAUGGAGCCGGGGUGCAGACCCUGAGCGCCCACACACUGCGGAUGGAGGGACAGUCCCUUCACCCUGGGUCACCAUUUCUUGUGCCAGGAGCGCAUGCGGGUGGGUGUGUGUGACUGCGUGUGGACGGUCUGCUCCGUGGGUCUCUACGGGCGACCUCAGCUGAGAGGUGGAGGCCCCCCUGUGCCCUGUGUCUCCAGCCCUCGGGACGCACUCGGGGCAGAGGUGGCAUCUAGGUGUCCCCCCAAGGGAGCGCAGCCCUGCCCGGCCUGGGAGACCCCAACCGGCCCCCAUCAGGGAGCCCUGAUGACGGCCAUCAUCCCCAGGCCCCCUCCCCGCGUGGUCACGUCUUUCUUUCUAGCCAUCUGCUCUUGGAUGUGGGAUGCCGGGCAACCCUGUGGCAGUGCCCACCCAUGUCCUCUACCCCCUCUUGCAUCAGGUUCUUCCCGGAUUAGAAGCCCUCUGGGCGCCUCCUCCACCCCACCCUGCCCUGCCCUGUGGCUCGGGCUGGGUACGCGCCCGCAGGGCCCUCCCGAGCGGGCCUCGGCCCAUCACGAGCCAAGGUACCCCAGGCUGACACCUAACUGCUUCCCUUCCACAACUCAUACACUCGUAUGAUACUUUGACACUGUUCUUAGCUCAAUGAGCAUGUUUAGACUUUAACAUAAGCUAUUUUUCUAACUACAAAGGUUUAAAUGAACAAGAGAAGCAUUCUCGUUGGAGAUUUAGCAUUGUAGUGCUUUGAGAAAGGACUCCUAAAAAAAAAAACCCUGAGAUUUAUUAAAGAGAAAAUGUAUUUUAUGUUAUAUAUAAAUAUAUUAUUACUUGUAAAUACAAAGACGUUUUAUAAGCAUCAUUAUUUAUGUAUUGUGCAAUGUGUAUAAACAAGAAAAAUAAGAAAAGAUGCACUUUGCUUUAAUAUAAAUGCAAAUAACAAAUGCCAAAUUAAAAAAAGAUAAACACGAGAUUGGUGUUUUUUCUAUGGGUGUUAUCACCCAGCUGAAUGUUUUUCUAAAGGAGUUUAUGUUCCAUUAAACGAUUUUUAAAAUGUAUCCUUGA
Carlito syrichta (Philippine tarsier) is the source of this 2070-nucleotide messenger RNA. It is a transcript of the gene SMAD7, whose product is annotated as SMAD family member 7. The transcript has 3 exons. The record is from RefSeq and is a predicted model, not a curated record. Gene Ontology annotation, biological process: cell differentiation; regulation of transcription by RNA polymerase II; anatomical structure morphogenesis. Lineage: Eukaryota; Metazoa; Chordata; Mammalia; Primates; Tarsiidae. Gene Ontology annotation, molecular function: I-SMAD binding; transcription regulator inhibitor activity. Gene Ontology annotation, cellular component: heteromeric SMAD protein complex. Bases 116 to 820 code for a protein of 234 amino acids.